AUGAUGCAAGCGGCGUCCACUUUGUGCGGCGCUGCCAACGCAGUGUCAGGUGCAGGCAACGGAUCCUGCUACCUGCUCGAUCCGGCCUGCGACCAUCAUGCGCAUUUCUUCACUGAUGGGCAUUACAACCGCUACAGACCACCCUCCGUGUACACCGAUGCCGAAGGCGAACCAACAGUCGUAUAUUUCCAGCUAUUCAUCCAAAGCGCAUUUGACGCCUGUCCCGUAAAGCAGGAGCUGACGUUCGCGAGCCAGAUUGAAUAUUCGUGGCUGGACGUGCGUCUCAACCUGAGUCUCCUGGUGGACGGCCAGCGAACGGCGCCCCUGCCCGAGGGCCUGCCGGACCGACUGUGGAGGCCCCGGCUCGCCUUCUCGCCGGUCACAAAGCUCAAUCCGCUCGACUCGCAAGCCGACCAGCACUUGAGGUUCCGCGUCGCGCCUGACAACCGGAUCGUCGCCAACCGGAGACUGAACUUUGCUGUGUGCUGCAACAUUGACUUCAUCUAUUAUCCCUUCGACGUUCACGUCUGCGACCUGUCCAUCGUAAAUGUGGACAGCGAUGACCACCAGUCGAUUCUGCGCUGGAUAGGAGACGAGCAGAGUCCAUUCCGCGUUUCCGAGAAGAGCAUCCACUUCGACGCGAGUGAGUUUGGCGAGGGCACCUUCAAUUUCCUUGGCCUCCUGCCGCUGUUAGUGGUGGACGAUUUGCCCGGAGGCCGCAGGCGCACGCGACUCGUGGUGCGCGCCGCGUUCCGUCGCCAGCUCCUCGCGGUGCUGAUCGACCCGCUGGGGCCGAGCCUGUUUCCGGUGCUCCUGUCGUGGACUGGCUUCUGGCUCGACCCGAGGCGUCCCGUGCCUCGCGCGGCGCUCAUGGCGCUCUCGUUCGUGAUCCUCGAGCACCAGCAGGUGAGCCACUUUGCCAGCAGAGCGCAGGACCACCAGCUGCGCUCCAUCGACGUCUGGUACCUCAUCUGCCGGUGCUUCAUCAUCGCCGCGCUCCUCCAGUACGUCCUCAUACUUCACACGGCGGACAACUGUCGAGAUGCUGCCAUCGCGCCCCCCACCGCGACUGCGUCACCGCCUCGCGGGGCCUCCUCGGGCGUCGACGUGUUCUCGCCGACGUCGCCGAGCGCCACUGCCGGCGGCUGCUGCUCGCCGGGAAAACUCGCCGCCUUGUCCGAAGCUUCGCCCGUGGCCGCCGCAGCGGGGCUGGCGCGCGUGGUGCGGCUUUCACCUCGAGAGAUUGACGACGCGUGCAAGACGCUCUUCCCGCUGGCGUUCCUGCUGGCGUCGCUGCUGUACGCCGGCGCUUUCGCCGGACCCUUGGUCACGUCCAAGGACUUCGCCAAGCUGCCCGUCCGGUGGGCGGAGUGACGACCCCGCACCGACAAAGCAUUCUUAGUGUGAAUGCCUCGCGAACAGUAUGUGUGCGUGUGUGAAGUGUGGUUUUCAAGGCAUAAAUAUAUAAAUAUUAGUAUUA
Molecule: messenger RNA, 1480 nt
Organism: Dermacentor andersoni
Lineage: Eukaryota; Metazoa; Arthropoda; Arachnida; Ixodida; Ixodidae
Source: RefSeq, a predicted model, not a curated record